This is a messenger RNA of Pimephales promelas (fathead minnow), 1653 nucleotides long. RefSeq names its product claudin-4-like. Gene Ontology annotation, cellular component: membrane; bicellular tight junction. Lineage: Eukaryota; Metazoa; Chordata; Actinopteri; Cypriniformes; Leuciscidae. Gene Ontology annotation, molecular function: structural molecule activity. The record is from RefSeq and is a predicted model, not a curated record.
AUGACCAGUAGAAGGAAACCAGUCAAGCUGGAAAGGCCGUCCCCUAGACAAAAGUGCGUGUUACAUAUGACCGAGACACAUAUCUAACGGCUGCUAUAACACCAACUUCAUCUUACAUUCAUUCCUCCAAAGCAAGAGGUAAAGAAACAUGGCGUCCGCAGGACUUCAAAUCUUGGGCAUAUGCCUGGCUAUGCUCGGCUUCUUGGGAAGCAUCGUCAUCUGUGGCUUGCCCAACUGGAAGGUGACAGCAUUCAUUGGAGCCAACAUUGUGACUUCGCAGACCAUCUGGGAAGGUUUAUGGAUGAACUGUGUGGUUCAGAGCACAGGACAGAUGCAGUGUAAGGUCUAUGAUUCUCUGCUGGCACUUCCUCAAGAUCUGCAGGGUGCCAGAGCCUUGGUGAUCAUCGCCAUCAUCGCUGGGGUGUUUGGAGUCCUCCUGUGCAUCGUGGGAGGAAAGUGCACCAACUUCGUGGAAGACGAGGCGUCUAAAGCGAAGGUCGCCAUCGCCAGCGGUGUUAUCUUCAUCGUCGCUGGAAUUCUUGUCCUCAUUCCCGUCUGCUGGACCGCGAACACCAUAAUCAGGGACUUCUACAACCCUAUAUUGAUGGACAGCCAAAGGAGGGAGCUCGGGGAAUCACUUUACAUCGGCUGGGCUUCAGCCGCCUUGCUUUUCCUGGGUGGAGGUCUCCUCUGCAGCUCUUGCCCACCGAGUGAGGAUGUUCCCAGGAAUGUGAAGUAUUCUCAAGCUAGGUCUGUGGACAGCAGCAAAGCUUAUGUUUAAAAAGUUUGAGAUCAACUAAACAAAAAAUGUUGAAGAGGAACUAAUUUACUUACAAAUUUCAAAUGUAAUUUCUUCAAAUAAAUGAAGCUUAAUGAAGUAUUGGAACAUCAAUUGCCACAAAAUAUUAAUGCAUCAUACUGUACGUGUUCAUAUUUUUUCAUUGUAUAUUAAUUCAAGAAAUGCAUGUGGAAACCAUUAGGGUUAUGCACACAAAGGCAAAUUUUAUAUAAAAAUGUAAAACAGUAAUAUUGUGAAAUAUCAUUGCAUUAACCGCAAAUAACCGUUUUCUAUAAAUCUAUUUUGAAAACUGAUGAUGUGUUCAAUAUUUUUGAAGAAACCAUGAUACUUUUUCCAGCAUUCUGUGAUGAAAAGAAUAGCAUUUAUUUUAAAUGGAUUUUUUUGCAACAGUGUGAAAGUCUUUUACAGUCUCUUUUGAUCAAUUUAAUGCAUCUUAAGAGGACAAUAUCCUUUCUUUUCUUCUCCAGUCUUGCUGUAGGGAGACAAUUCACAUUUAUAGACUAUUGAGUUUUUUUUUCUUUUCCUCAAGACUGACAGAUGAAUACAGAGACUGAUAAGAAACUGAUAUGCAUUGAAUACUCGUGAUGGUGUAUGGUUACAUAGACAAAAUUGUUUGGUAAAUUUGAUUAAUAUUGAAGUUCUUGUUCAAUCAAACGAUUGACAUUUGUGAUAUUUUGAGAGAAAAAGACACCACUCCAUUAUUCAUUAUUUUAUUUUAUUGUCAUUGCAAUUAUCUGUGUAUGUUUUGGGGUAAAAGAAGAGUGCACUGUAAGUGAAUUUUUUUUCAUGUUUGAACUGUGUGUAACUUGUGUUGUCUGUUUGUUCUCUUCUAUAUAUUAAAAUGUAUAUAUCAA